Arabidopsis arenosa is the source of this 1015-nucleotide messenger RNA. NCBI's taxonomy places the organism in Eukaryota, Viridiplantae, Streptophyta, Magnoliopsida, Brassicales, Brassicaceae. The record is from the annotation of a GenBank genome assembly.
AUAUCCGAAAACAAGUCUUAAGUAAGUCAAACAAAGAAAAAAAUGGAUCUCUUCUUGAUUAUAGCCGCUUUGGUAGCGGCUACAGCCUUCUUCUUCCUCCGGAGUACCACCAAGAAAUCUCUCCGGUUACCUCCGGGACCAAAAGGUCUUCCUAUUAUAGGAAACCUUCACCAGAUGGAGAAAUUCAAUCCACAACACUUCCUUUUCCGUCUAUCCAAGCUAUACGGCCCGAUUUUCACAAUGAAAAUCGGAGGCCGUCGCCUAGCGGUGAUCUCCUCGGCCGAGCUAGCCAAGGAGCUACUCAAGACUCAAGACCUCAACUUCACCGCUCGUCCUCUCUUGAAAGGGCAACAAACGAUGUCGUAUCAAGGCCGUGAGCUCGGUUUCGGACAGUACACCGCGUACUACCGUGAGAUGAGGAAGAUGUGUAUGGUGAACCUCUUCAGCCCAAACCGUGUCGCAAGUUUCAGACCGGUUAGAGAAGAAGAGUGUCAACGGAUGAUGGACAAGAUCUACAAAGCCGCUGAUCAAUCAGGCACCGUUGAUCUAAGUGAGCUUCUCUUGUCUUUCACCAACUGUGUCGUAUGUAGACAAGCUUUUGGGAAACGGUACAAUGAGUACGGUACAGAGAUGAAGAGAUUCAUAGACAUCUUGUACGAGACGCAAGCACUUUUGGGCACUCUGUUUUUCUCCGACCUCUUUCCUUAUUUUGGAUUCCUUGACAACCUCACCGGUCUUAGUGCGCGUCUCAAGAAAGCUUUUAAGGAGCUUGACACUUACCUUCAAGAACUUCUAGACGAGACUCUUGACCCUAACCGCCCUAAACAAGAAACAGAGAGUUUCAUUGAUCUUUUGAUGCAGAUCUACAAAGACCAACCUUUCUCCAUCAAAUUCACUCACGAAAAUGUCAAGGCCAUGAUAUUGGAUAUUGUUGUGCCGGGAACUGAUACGGCGGCUGCAGUGGUGACGAUCAAAAAACUCAAAAAUGCAUAAGAAAGAAAAGAGAAAAUACGCU